UUGGCAGACAUGGCUUUUUACAGAAAGAAAACAAUAGAAAUGUUCAAAAGGGUUUAGGUAAUCCUUAUGUAGCUUGUUUAACCCUUACUCUUUGCAACAGCUACUUUCCUCUGUUCUUUAACAUGAACUAUCCAUGAGUUCUUUAAAAUCAUCAAUACUGAACUGCAUUAAAGUAGUAUCAUAGCUAACUGCAUUAUAUCAUGACAUCAGAGGUCCCAAAACCAGAACAUUUGAAUGUGGAAUGCUAAUCCCAGUUCCAUGAAGGUGUUCUUUUUUUCGAUAGUAGAGUACAAGAAUGCAUUUAAAAGAUGCACAAAUUACAUCAUAAUAAAUAUUCUAAAGCAGCUCCUGGGAAACAGAACCAAACAAAACACAAAAUCCACAAAGUUUACAGCUGAAAUUCACUUCACUACAAAACUGCACUGAUAUAGAGCUUACAUGUGACAAUGCCUUAUAAACGAAAAUUCCCAAGGCCUAAUACACAGAAACCUAAAUUUAAGAUUCCUCGUUGGAUUCUCAAACUGAAAGAAACUCUGAAUGUUGAGGAAGAGGAGGAAACGCCUGUUCCUAAGACCCGUCCAUUCAUUGAGACCCCUUGGCCGAAGAACUAUCGCAUCCUCAAACUUCCCAAGGCCACCGGUACUGUGGAUGCUGCUCCCUCCUCCUCUUCUUCCUCCAGAAGGAGAAGCAGAGAGAGAGACUGGAAGCACAGCAGCCAAGCCAGCCCGGCCUCCCUCUCCUCCCAGAAGCAGGCCGGCCGUGGACGCUCCAGGGAGAGGUGCAGUAAGACCCACAGGAGCCGCCUAGAGCCCAGCCACUAUGACCGGCACAGGGGGAGAGAGGAGAGGAGCUCUGGUGCUUCCAGAGAGGAGACGUCCAGGGAGAACCUCCACCAGGGUCACCACUGCCAGUCCAGCUCCCACAAGAGGCCCCUGGAGGACCCUCCAGCCAACCCUGACUCCAAGAAGAUCAGACACGAGGACCAUCCUCAGCAAUCCAGUGAGCACCUCCAACAGGGACAAGACUCUCAGUCCAGCUCCCACAAGAGGCCUCGGGAAGAUGGGGACAGUCUUCAGACCCACCCUGAGCCUAAGAAGAUCAGGCAGGAGGUCAGCACUUGAAAAGCAAACUUCUUGGACCAGAGACUUUCUCUUAUGAGCAUAUUUUUGUAGUUUUAUAUAAAUACAUUAGUUAUGUUAGUGAUUUUGUGAAGUUAAGUUGUUUAAUUGAAUGAUUUUAGUUUGUGAUAAGUAUAGUAAUAAGUUAAUUACAAUUCUGAAUGUUUUUAUUAAU
Molecule: messenger RNA, 1293 nt
Organism: Osmerus eperlanus (European smelt)
Lineage: Eukaryota; Metazoa; Chordata; Actinopteri; Osmeriformes; Osmeridae
Exons: 2
Coding region: 447-1121 (224 amino acids)
Source: RefSeq, a predicted model, not a curated record